AUGGUUCAUCUUUCGAAAGUUAGAAAAAGCACGCGACGUCAUCCUCGCGCGAGCGCGGUCGUUUCCGACCCCUAUGUAUAUGCCACGCGGUUCGCGGCAGAAGAGCUGCCGGAACAUGAGAUGGCAGAGAAGGAAAUGCCGGCUCAAGUAGUGAAGCGCAUGAUUAAGGAUGAAUUGAGUUUAGAUGGGAAUCCUCUUCUGAACCUAGCUAGUUUCGUUACCACCUACAUGGAGGAUGAAGUCCAGGAACUCAUGACGGACGCGAUGAGCAAAAACUUCAUCGACUUCGAACAGUACCCACAGACAGCACAUAUCCAAAGCCGCUGCGUGAACAUGAUCGCAGGUCUACUGCACGCGCCGACGACCAACAGCGAGGACAACGACAACGAGCAGGACGCGAUUGGCACGUCGACAGUGGGCUCCUCGGAGGCGAUCAUGCUGGGAAUGCUGGCGAUGAAGAAACGAUGGCAGAGCCAACGCAAGGCACAGGGCAAAGACUCGACGCGGCCGAACAUCGUGAUGAAUAGCGCGGUGCAGGUUUGCUGGGAGAAAGCGGCGCGGUAUUUCGAUGUCGAGGAGAAGUAUGUCUAUUGUACGGAUACGCGAUAUGUGAUUGAUCCGCAGAUGGCGGUGGAUCUGGUGGAUGAGAAUACAAUUGGUAUAUGUGCUAUCCUGGGAACGACGUAUACUGGACAGUAUGAAGAUGUCAAGGGGAUCAAUGAUCUGCUGAAGGAGAGGAAUAUCGACUGUCCGAUCCAUGUCGAUGCAGCCAGUGGGGGAUUUGUCGCUCCGUUUGUCAAUCCUGAGCUGGUUUGGGACUUUCAGCUGGAGAAGGUUGUGUCUAUCAACAUCUCGGGACAUAAAUAUGGACUGGUCUAUCCCGGCGUCGGCUGGGUAUUUUGGCGCGCACCGGAAUAUCUCCCGAAAGAGCUGAUAUUCAACAUCAACUAUCUAGGCGCUGACCAGGCCAGCUUCACCUUGAAUUUCUCCAAGGGCGCGGCCCAAGUCAUCGGGCAAUACUACCAGUUGCUACGGCUGGGUCGAAACGGAUACAGAAACAUCAUGAUGAAUCUCACGCACACCGCGGGUUACCUCGCGGAGGAACUUGAAAGGCUCGGCUUCAUCAUCAUAAGCGAAAGUGGAGGCAAGGGUCUCCCUCUGGUUGCGUUUCGACUACCCCCCGAUGAGACUCGACUGUUCGAUGAGUUCGCUCUGGCUCAUUCACUGCGUCAGCGAGGAUGGGUGAUUCCGGCCUACACGAUGGCGCCGCAUAGCAACCAGCUGAAGAUGAUGCGAGUCGUGCUGCGAGAGGACUUCAGUAUGCAUCGAUGUAAUCUGUUGGUUGAAGAUUUUAAAAUGGCGCUGCAGAAACUCGAAGCCAUGGAUAAGAAAAUGGUGGACAAGAUUAGCACGUAUGUUUAUCCUUUGACUGGUUGCAGUAUCAAGUGUCUCGUCAUGCGACUGUUGCCAGUACUGGCCCUACUAGGGCGCUGCCAUGUGCAGGCCAAAGGAGUCUUUGCUCACUUCAUGCUCGGAAUUAGCGACAAAUACACGCCCGAUGACUGGCGUCAGGACAUCUCCGCCGCGAAAGCAGCGAAACUAGACGCAUUCGCGCUGAACAUCGGCUACAGCAUGAACGCGCACCGGCUUCUAGACGACGCGUUCACCAUCGCAGACGAAGUAGGAUUCAAACUAUUUCUAUCCCUGGACUACUCAGGCGACGGCCACUGGCCGGCAGACAAAGUGAUCAGCACACUACUGAGUUUCACAAACAAAACAGCAUAUUACAAACACCGCGAUGACAAGCCAUUAGUAUCGACCUUCGAGGGCGCCCAAGCAGCAGGCGACUGGGACGACAUCAGACGCAAAGUCGACUGUUUCCUAAUUCCGGACUGGUCAUCGUUAGAGCCAGGAGUGGCGCUAUCUCGCGCCAACGUCGACGGGCUCAUGAGCUGGAAGGCCUGGCCGGACGGAACGCAGGAUCCCAGCAUCACUGAGGACAGGAAAUACAUAGAUGCUCUGGCAGACAAGCCGUAUAUCAUGCCAAUCUCGCCGUGGUUCUACACCAACAUGGUACGGUAUGAUAAGAAUUGGGUGUGGCGCGGCGACGACGUCUGGUACCAGCGGUGGCAGCAGGUUCUGGAGAUCGAUCCGGAAUACGUGGAAAUUAUCUCGUGGAAUGACUACGGCGAGUCGCAUUACAUUGGACCCGUGCACGAGCGGAGUCUCAAUGUGUUUAGUUACAGCCGGGCGCCGUUCGACUAUGCAAAGGACAUGCCGCAUGACGGAUGGAGAGCUUUCCUUCCGUACGUGAUUGAGCAGUUCAAGAGUGGACGUCGCAAGGACGUCACCAUCGAGGAGGAGGGACUAGUGGUGUGGUACCGUGUCAAUCCAUCGUCUGCGUGCUCGGAUGGAAAGACGAUGGGGAAUACGGCGUCGCAGUCGCAGAAAGAGAUACCCCCUGGGGAGGUGUUAGAGGAUAAGAUCUUCUACUCGGCGUUGUUGGAGUCGCCGGCCGACGUCUCGGUGAGUAUCGGCGGGACGAACAAAACCGCGACGUGGAGCAGCACGCCGGAUAGAAAAAGGGGCAUUUAUCAUGGGAAUAUCCCAACAGAGGGGAAAAUGGGUGACGUGGUGGUGACUCUGUCACGGGAGAAGACGUUCCUGGCGCAGAUGAAAGGACAUGCCAUUACGAAUAAGUGUGAGAGCAACUUGACGAACUGGAAUGCGUGGGUGGGAAAUACAACCGCCACGGGGGAGAUGUCCAAGUCGAAGUCGUCCUCGUCAUCUUCAUCUGACGACUCGUCGGCGAUAAGCAUUGGGGUGUCGGGAUUGACGCCGAUGGCGAUACUCUGGGUAUUGUUGAGUCUAGUAUAA
Aspergillus tanneri is the source of this 2877-nucleotide messenger RNA. RefSeq lists its product as uncharacterized. Gene Ontology annotation, molecular function: glutamate decarboxylase activity; glucan endo-1,3-alpha-glucosidase activity; pyridoxal phosphate binding. The transcript is spliced from 6 exons. Gene Ontology annotation, biological process: L-glutamate catabolic process. The record is from RefSeq and is a predicted model, not a curated record. Gene Ontology annotation, cellular component: cytosol. Lineage: Eukaryota; Fungi; Ascomycota; Eurotiomycetes; Eurotiales; Aspergillaceae. Bases 1 to 2877 code for a protein of 958 amino acids.